This is a messenger RNA of Penicillium macrosclerotiorum, 879 nucleotides long. RefSeq names its product putative bZIP transcription factor (MetR). Gene Ontology annotation, molecular function: RNA polymerase II transcription regulatory region sequence-specific DNA binding; DNA-binding transcription activator activity, RNA polymerase II-specific. Gene Ontology annotation, biological process: regulation of transcription by RNA polymerase II. Gene Ontology annotation, cellular component: nucleus. Bases 1 to 879 code for a protein of 292 amino acids. The record is from RefSeq and is a predicted model, not a curated record. Lineage: Eukaryota; Fungi; Ascomycota; Eurotiomycetes; Eurotiales; Aspergillaceae. The transcript has 2 exons.
AUGGCUGGUCUCAAUGGGCGCCGCGCCCCGAACUUCGCCCAAUAUCUCGAUGACCUGAACGCUAUUCCAUCGCCCUACGACCAGGCCGUGCAACAGCAGCAGCAGCAGCAGAACACAUUCAACCUCGACGAGGAGUUGGCUCUGUUCACCAAUGCCGAGUUCUUCGAUUUCGACAAAUUUGCCGACUUGGGCCUACCGACCUUUGACUCGGUGGAGGAGAAGACUGCACACGGCGAGUCCCUCGCCGACCACUCCACAAGAAAUGCGGACAUGAAAUUUUUGGAAUUUUUGAACGAUGGCUUGGGUAAUAUGGAAUAUCAGCCCAAUCUCCAUGGCGUGCACGUUCCGUCCAUGCCCAUCCAGAACGCGUCUUUCGCGGUGCCCUCCGUUCCUAAUGGAUCGGUCGCGGCUAACCCGGCCCCCGUUCAAAAUUCGCCUACUACCACCCCACAGAGUGUGGCGGCGCCGCCUACUCCCACCACCCCUGCUGCCGCUGCUGGUCCGAAGCGGAAGCACACCCAGAAGUCGACUCAGGCCAGUGCAGAGGAGGCUGCACGGGUCAUCGCUGAGGAGGAUAAGCGGCGCCGUAACACAGCUGCCAGUGCUCGGUUCCGGGUGAAGAAGAAGCAGCGCGAGCAGGCUCUGGAACGGACUGUGAAGGAGACCACUGAAAAGAACGAUGCCCUCGAGGCUCGUGUCUCUCAGCUAGAGCUUGAGAACCACUGGCUUCGAGGCUUGAUCAUGGAGAAGAACGGCACGGAGGAGCGCGACGAGCAAUCCGAGAAGGCCAUCUCUGACAUGUUUAAGAGCUACCUGGCCUCGCGCGAGCCCGAAUCAAGUCUUUCCAAGUCAAAGCACGGUGUCGGUACGUCUGUGUAA